Messenger RNA from Vicia faba (fava bean), 1647 nucleotides. NCBI's taxonomy places the organism in Eukaryota, Viridiplantae, Streptophyta, Magnoliopsida, Fabales, Fabaceae. The record is from the annotation of a GenBank genome assembly.
AUGACUAGAAUGAGAAAACUCACCGCGGCCGCUGGUGCGGUUAUCGCCACCGCGUACGGUGGCACCUUGAUCCUUCACAAUCCUUCAAUCUCCGCUAACGAUUUCGGAGGAGGAGGUUCACAUCUCGACGCUCUUCGGAAGAAGCUCCACGCUCCAGACGUUGUUGUUCCGUCGAGGGAGUCGCAUCAGUCGGCGUUGAUCGCUGCUAGUAAGGCGAAUCCACUUGAUGUUCUUGUCAUCGGUGGUGGUGCCACUGGUGCCGGUGCCGCACUUGAUGCCGUGACUCGUGGACUCAAUGUUGGACUCGUGGAACGGGAGGAUUUUGCUUCCGGUACUUCGUCGCGAUCCACUAAGCUUCUUCAUGGAGGUGUUCGUUACUUGGAGAAAGCCGUCUUUAAUCUUGACUAUGGACAAUACAAGUUAGUACUUCAUGCACUUGAUGAGCGUAAACAGGAAGACAACUGCUGCACUUAUCAAGAUAUUAUUCCACAAAAGACUGGUGCGGCAGUGCUGAACCACGCCGAAGUGGUUUCCUUACUGAAGGAUGAUGCUGGAAAACGGAUAAUUGGUGCACGAGUUCGAGACAAUUUAACUGGCAAGGAGUUUGAUACAUAUGCAAAAGUGAUUGUGAAUGCAAGUGGGCCAUUUUGCGACGCUUUAAGGAAAAUGGCCGACAAAAAUGCACAAGAAAUGAUUGCUCCUAGCAGUGGUGUACAUAUUAUACUCCCUGAUUAUUAUUCUCCUGAGGGAAUGGGAUUAAUUGUUCCUAAAACUAAAGAUGGACGUGUUGUUUUCAUGCUCCCUUGGAUGGGACGAACCAUCGCUGGUACUACAGAUUCUAAUACUAGCAUUACAUAUCUUCCAGAACCGCAUGAAGAUGAAAUACAAUUUAUAUUGGAUGCAAUAUCUGAUUACCUUAAUGUUAAGGUUCGGCGCACUGAUGUUCUUUCUGCUUGGAGUGGCAUUCGCCCAUUAGCAGUGGAUCCAACAGCAAAGAGUACUGAGAGUAUCUCAAGGGAUCAUGUUGUCUGUGAAGAUUACCCUGGCUUGGUCACAAUCACUGGUGGCAAGUGGACUACCUAUCGCAGUAUGGCUGAAGAUGCUGUUAAUGCUGCUAUAAAGUCUGGAAAGCUGACCCCUGCCAAUGGAUGUGUGACCAACAAGCUUUGCAUAGUUGGUGGUGAAGGGUGGGAGCUUUCUUCUUUUACAGUUCUUGCUCAACAGUAUAAGCGCAUGAAAAGUACACACGGUGGUAAAGUUGUUCCCGGGAUAAUGGACUCUGCUGCUGCAAAGCAUUUGUCUCAUGCAUAUGGAACAUUGGCAGAGCGAGUGGCUGCCAUUGCUCAGAAUGAAAAUUUGGGCAAGCGACUUGCCCACGGUUACCCAUAUCUGGAAGCAGAGGUAGCCUAUUGUGCUCGUAAUGAAUAUUGUGAAUCUGCUAUUGAUUUCAUUGCAAGAAGGACUCGUCUUGCUUUCCUUGAAACUGAUGCAGCAAAAAGGGCAUUGCCUCGUGUGAUUGAAAUAUUGGCAAAUGAGCACGAAUGGGACGAUUCAAGGAAAAAGGAAGAGUUGCAGAAGGCUACAGAUUUUUUGAAGACUUUUAAAUCCUCGCAAAAUGCACAGUUUUGUGAUGGGAAGCACCAUUAG